CUGCGCGGCGCCGGCGCGGAAGCUCCUGACCUGUGGUGGCGAUGUCUAGCCGGUCCAAGCGGCAGUCUCAUGGUUCCACCCGUGGGAAGCGCGAGUCGGAGUCGCGGGGCGGUUCGGGUCGCGUCAAGAAGGAACGAGACCGCGAGCGGGAGCCCGAGGCGGCGAGCUCCCGGGGCAGCCCGGUCCGAGUGAAGCGGGAGGCCGAGCCGAGUGCGCGAGAGGUCCCGGCGCCCGCGCUCCCGGCCGUGCGGGUGAAGCGCGAGCGCGAGGCCGACGAGGACUCGGAGCCCGAGCGGGAGGUGCGAGCAAAGAAUGGCCGAGUGGAUUCUGAGGACCGGAGGAGCCGUCACUGCCCGUACCUGGAUACCAUUAACAGGAGCGUGCUGGACUUCGACUUUGAGAAGCUCUGCUCUAUUUCUCUCUCGCAUAUUAAUGCAUAUGCCUGUCUGGUGUGUGGCAAGUACUUUCAAGGCCGGGGUUUAAAGUCUCAUGCCUAUAUCCACAGUGUCCAGUUCAGCCACCAUGUCUUCCUUAACCUCCACACUCUCAAGUUUUACUGCCUUCCUGACAACUAUGAGAUCAUUGAUUCCUCGCUGGAAGAUAUCACAUAUGUGUUGAAGCCUACUUUCACAAAGCAGCAAAUUGCAAACUUAGACAAGCAAGCCAAAUUGUCCCGGGCAUAUGAUGGAACCACUUACCUGCCAGGGAUCGUGGGACUGAACAACAUAAAAGCCAACGACUAUGCAAAUGCUGUGCUCCAGGCUCUGUCUAAUGUUCCUCCUCUUCGGAACUACUUCCUUGAGGAAGACAAUUAUAAGAAUAUCAAGCGUCCUCCGGGGGAUAUCAUGUUCUUGUUGGUCCAGCGUUUUGGAGAGCUGAUGAGAAAGCUCUGGAACCCCCGAAACUUCAAGGCACAUGUUUCUCCUCACGAGAUGCUUCAGGCUGUUGUCCUUUGCAGCAAGAAGACUUUCCAGAUCACCAAACAAGGGGAUGGAGUUGACUUCCUGUCUUGGUUUCUGAAUGCUCUGCACUCAGCUCUGGGCGGCACCAAGAAGAAGAAAAAGACCAUUGUGACCGAUGUUUUCCAGGGGUCAAUGAGAAUUUUCACCAAAAAGCUUCCUCAUCCUGAUCUGCCAGCAGAAGAGAAAGAGCAGCUGCUCCAUAAUGAUGAGUACCAGGAGACGAUGGUGGAGUCCACAUUCAUGUACCUGACCCUGGACCUUCCCACGGCCCCACUCUAUAAGGAUGAGAAGGAGCAGCUCAUUAUCCCCCAGGUGCCACUCUUCAACAUCCUGGCCAAGUUCAACGGCAUCACUGAGAAGGAAUACAAGACUUACAAGGAGAACUUCCUGAAGCGCUUCCAGCUCACCAAGCUGCCUCCAUACCUAAUCUUUUGCAUCAAGAGGUUUACUAAGAACAACUUCUUUGUGGAGAAGAACCCAACAAUUGUCAACUUCCCCAUCACAAAUGUGGAUCUGAGAGAAUACUUAUCUGAAGAAGUCCAAGCAGUCCACAAGAACACCACCUAUGAUCUCAUUGCCAACAUCGUGCAUGAUGGCAAGCCCUCGGAGGGCUCCUACAGGAUCCACGUGCUUCAUCAUGGGACCGGCAAGUGGUAUGAAUUACAAGACCUCCAGGUGACUGACAUCCUGCCACAGAUGAUCACGCUGUCUGAGGCCUACAUUCAGAUUUGGAAGAGGCGGGAUAAUGAUGAAACCAACCAGCAAGGGGCUUGAAUGCCUUGUUUGGGGGUUUUGCUCCCAAGGGCUUUGCCUGAAGAUGGUAAAUAAGAAUACUGAAGCUGUUGCUGAACGUGCACGGACUGGAAGAUUCCUGCCCCAGCCCAGUUUUAAUGAGUUUUGGCUGCAUCACCAUCAAGGAACUUGUUUGCCCGUUCAGCAUCAGCAGGCAGAACGCUUACAGAUGGAUGCUUUGUUUGAACUGCUGCAGAUAUCAAAGAAUGGAUAGUUCCUAGGAAACAUCAAGUCUUGAGAGUCUAGGAAUGAACAUGAACCCAGCAGCACCCUCUGUCUGUCAUAGGUAGAUGGUUUUGUAUAGAUCCCUUCAUCUCCUUGUGGGACUUUUGGAGUGGAUUAAAUAUCCUCCUGGUUUUAAA
Messenger RNA from Meriones unguiculatus (Mongolian gerbil), 2116 nucleotides. RefSeq names its product ubiquitin specific peptidase 39 (gene Usp39). NCBI's taxonomy places the organism in Eukaryota, Metazoa, Chordata, Mammalia, Rodentia, Muridae. Bases 42 to 1736 code for a protein of 564 amino acids. The record is from RefSeq and is a predicted model, not a curated record. The transcript has 13 exons. Gene Ontology annotation, biological process: spliceosomal complex assembly; mRNA processing; protein deubiquitination. Gene Ontology annotation, molecular function: zinc ion binding; cysteine-type deubiquitinase activity.